GCGCGUGUUGGGCUCUGCUUGCCGCGGUGAGGGCUAGUGGCGGCUGCUGGCCGGGUGCGUUGGAUGCUGAGAUGUACAAUUUUUUCUCUUCAAAUCUGAUCUAAAAUUAGAAGUUGUGAUGGGUUUGUCUGCUUCAUCUCCAUCGGUUGCUGUUCAGUCAACAAAUGUAUCUGUACACCCUCAGACUGCAUCUUCACCUUCAGAAUGUCCCAUGCAUCAGGAAAAAAUGAAAGGUUGUCCAAUGAACACGAGAUCUCCUGACCAAGGUGCUGAGAACCAGAAUAAUGUUCCUGCACACCAAGAACGAGCAUAUGAAUAUCUGGAGUGUCCUAUGAAAUCUAGUACAUCUCAAAUGAAAGAUUACAUAGAUCCUAGAAAUAUGAUGCCACCACCUAAUCAAGUGCCAUCCCCGAAUCAACCAUUUCCACUAUCAACUAUCAGAGAAGAGUCUUCUAUUCCUAGAGCGCAUUCAGAACAAAAAUGGGUUUAUCCGUCAGAGCAAAUGUUUUGGAAUGCUAUGCUAAGGAAAGGAUGGAGGUGGAAAGAUGAUGACAUAAACCCCAAAGAUAUGAAUAAUAUUAUCAAGAUUCACAAUCAGAACAAUGAGCAGGCUUGGAAAGAGAUUUUAAAGUGGGAAGCUCUUCAUGCUGCGGAAUGUCCAUGUGGACCAUCGUUGAUCCGGUUUGGAGGUAAAGCUAAGGAAUAUUCACCCAGAGCCAGAAUACGCUCAUGGAUGGGAUAUGAACUUCCUUUUGACAGACAUGAUUGGAUUAUUGAUCGUUGUGGGAAGGAAGUCAGAUAUGUUAUUGAUUAUUAUGAUGGUGGUGAAGUAGAUAAAAAUUAUCAGUUCACCAUCUUGGAUGUCCGUCCUGCAUUUGAUUCUCUCUCUGCUGUGUGGGACAGAAUGAAAGUAGCUUGGUGGCGUUGGACUUCAUAACUACACUGAAACAGUAUUUUCUCAAAUUGAAGAUGAGCUGCCAUUUGAACUUUAAAUAAAGAUCCUAGUAACUGUGCUUAUCUUCAUUAACCAACAUUGUUCUUAUCUCUGGGGGAAACACUAUGCAGUUUGUAUGAACAGAUACUUCAUACCAUCUAUAAUUUAAAAGUAAAGUACAUGCUUUUCUCUUUCUAGGUUUAUUUCAGUGUUCAAGUUCCCUCAUAGCUGGAAAAUCUUGUGUGUACUUCAGUCAAUUAAAUCUAAACUACAUAAGAUUAGUGACUCUCACAAAGUGCCAGGCACAAUGGAGCCUGACCCUGAUUGAGCCUUUAGGCACUACUACAAUAUAGAUAACAAAAAAAGUGGGAGUUUUGUAAAUGGUUUUUACUUGGUCAUUAAAAGUGGUACAUGGAUAUCAUGAUCGUGGGUGUGGUGUAAAAGUCUUUGGUAGAUAAUUUAUUGUUGCAAACUAAUUUAUAUAUAGUGCAUAUCUAAAUCUGAGAUUAUUUCAGUUGGACUAACCUGUUUAAAUAAAAAAUAUGGCAUGUGAAUAUUUUUAAAAGUAUGUUAAACUGAAACUAAUGUAGGAAGAGUUGUCAUUAUUUUCAACAGACUUUUUCUAAAAGGAAAGCAAUUAAUAAUUUGAAACAGUGUGAUGGUUACUUUUUCUUUUAAAAUGCCGCUUCUGUAUUGUAUUCCAAAAAGCAGGAAAUAAAAUGGACACUUCAGUGUAGUUCAGUUUCAUUUUUGAAGUUAUGAAAAAUCCAUAGUAUUUGAGUUAAUUGAAUAUAUAUUUAAAAGCCCAUUGUCUUCAGUGGGUGUUACAUGGACAAAGUGAAAAACAGAAUUAAGUCUUUUAUGAAAUUUUAAUUUUUGUGGUGAGUAACUGCCUCUCAAAGAAAAGAUGAUGAUAAUUGGACAGUGUUCAGUUUUCACACACUUUGUGGAGUAUAUUGUUAAAUUAAAAUUUCUAGGCAGUGUUUUGCAGAUUUGGUAGACAGUAAAUUACUGUAUGCUGAAAUGUGUUGUCAUGUAAAAGGUAUAAAUGUAGAGUAUAAGAUGUUAAGCUAUUGAUUUGACUUGCUGUUCUUGCUAUCAUAACGUAGAUUUUUAAAAUUACUUAUUAGAUAUGGUGUAGCAACUUGAACAAUCUUACAUGUGUAUAAUAAGGGAAAUUACUUUGUAAUAGUUUUCUAACUUGAUAUUCCCUGUACAUCAUACUUGAGAGUUCUGUGGCACCAGGAGCUCAGUAUGAAGCUUAAAUUAAUCCUCCCUUCCCUCCUAUGUCCAUUCUUGAGACUGAUCCAUCCAUGCAUGUUACUUUGGAUUGGUAGGAGUAAAUGAAUACUGUAUUCUACUCCCUCUAGUGGGAAAUUUCUCCAAUAUGUACCUAAUCCUAACUUUUGGAUGAAGGGCUGUGUGUAAUUGGAUUUAUAUAGGGAACUACCUUCAGAGCUGCUUUGCAAUAAACUGACUUUCACUUCAUGAGGAAGUAAUCUCAUAUAGCUCCUACUUUGAAGGUUGUAGUGGAGGCUGCCUUUGUUGUCCAGAGGAAAAGUUCCCCUUUCAGAGGUUUCCAGAAAGUAUUGCAUAGCCUAAAGUCUAACAUUACUGAGGUGCUUUUUCUCUCUGUCCUUGUUCAAAAUAAUCCUGUUCUAUAGCCACCUGAAUUGAAGCCAGUUUUGAACAAUAAAUCCACCUGAGAUUGAUUUACUAUUGUGUAAGAAGAGGCAGAGCUACUAGAAAGAUAAGUGGACAGCUGAUGAAACCCUGCAUUUGCUAGUGGAAGAGUUACUAACAUAAGGAGUUGAGAUUAUCAUGUGGAUACUCCCUGUAUGAUGUGUCCUCACACCUUACAAAUCAGUUUUGAUAAUUUGUGAUACAUACAGUCUUGAUGCUUAUGUCUCAUGCAAAAGAGAAAAGGCAGCAAUAUUUAAAUCCGUCUUCCAAAAACCCUCACCUACCUCAUUGAUUGCAGAAACAAAAUGGCGUCAUGAUCAUCGAAGUAUUCAUUCAAUGAAGAACCGGAAGAUGUCAUACACCACUACUUGAGUUGUCUUCUAGUAUGCUCCACUGACUGUGUAUGAAUUCAAGUUUAUUAUUUGUAAUGCCUGAAUAUUAUUACUUAAAUGUGAUAUCUUGUCACAUUUGAUUCUCUGUUCAAUAAAGUGAACUUUUUUUACUUUGUAA
This is a messenger RNA of Gopherus flavomarginatus (Mexican gopher tortoise), 3127 nucleotides long. Its product is annotated as holocytochrome c-type synthase. Gene Ontology annotation, molecular function: holocytochrome-c synthase activity. The transcript is spliced from 7 exons. Gene Ontology annotation, cellular component: mitochondrion. The record is from RefSeq and is a predicted model, not a curated record. Gene Ontology annotation, biological process: cytochrome c-heme linkage. NCBI's taxonomy places the organism in Eukaryota, Metazoa, Chordata, Testudines, Testudinidae. Bases 119 to 937 code for a protein of 272 amino acids.